GGUUCUCAGGAGGAUAAAAACGAGAUAAAUAAAUACUCUACCCGACUACAAAUCCCAGCUAUAGGCUCUUUACUCUGCGCAUGAGCAGAGAGGUGGGGCGCGUGCACCCACGCGGAUGUACCGUUGUGCAAAAUGGCCGCGUGAGGAAGCUUUUUCAAAAUCACUGAGUGAGUCAAGAUUUGAAGGCGAUCGAGAAUCUGCGGUUCUGGUCGGUCUGUAGAACCGAGACCGGGCGGAAAGUCGCUCACAGACAGAGUUCGGGUCUCGGGUGACCGAGACCAAAGACCGCCACUGAGCGCUAGCCGUGACGUCAGGAGCUGUCGCGCGGCCCGGUUAGCUUCUCAGCGGGAAACGGUUAAGCGACGGAACGGGUUCCGGUCCGGUUUGGAGACUUCGGCCAAAGGUAACCAGCACGACUCCCGGGCGUUUGUGUUCUGACGCUGCUGCGAUGGCCAAAAGGAUCGCGGACAAAGAACUGACUGACAGGAACUGGGAUCAGGAGGAGGAGGGGGAGGAGGCCGGGACCUUCUGCCUGGCCAGCGAGGACGUGUUGAAGAGUCGGCCCAUCAAGAAGGCCAAACGCAGAAAUGUGGGCUCAGAGGCUGAUGUGGGAGGAGCUUUCAAAGGCUUCAGGGGCUUUGCGUUCUCUGCGUCAGCCUCCACCAAGCCCACCGCCCCUGGCUUUGGUAACGCAGAAGGAUUUAAAGGUUUCAGCGGCGCGACCAAUGGGAGUGCUCCUGCGUUCAGGGGUUUCUCCGCCCUCCCAGCAUCCUCUGCUGCGGCGAGUGUGACGUUUAAUGGAGGCUCCUCCUCUUCAAAGCUGCCUGCCGACAGCAGCCCCAGUCAGGCCAAUGGCUCCGCCCCCGGCGCGGCCCCGACCUGCAGCAGAAGUAGGGAGUACAGCCGGCAGCUGGCGGCGCUCAACCGCUCGGUGCGCGACUGGAUCAGCAAACAUGUGGACGACAACCCCCUGUGCGACCUCAACCCCAUCUUCAGGGACUACGAGCGCCACCUGGCCAGCAUCGAGCGGAAGUUCGGCGGGGGGCGGGACAACUCUGAGGAGACGCCAGCCCCCACGGAGCCCCCCCCUCCUCCAUCGUCUGGCGGUGCCACAGCGCCUCCCUCAGCUGCUCUGUUCUCCUUCAGCAGGGACUCCUCAGCAGACCGCCGUCUCACAGGCGCCAGCUUUGACCCCGCCCCCGCCGGCAUCACCUUCAACUUCGGGCAGAAGGUGGACGGCUCGGUCCUGAACUCGUUGGGGUCCAAACCCCUCGGCCCCGCCUUCUCUUUCACCCCUUCUUCAUCCAGCGCCUCCUCCAGCCAGACGCCCCUGUUUGGAGCCGCCUCCUCUUCAGCCCCUCUGCCUUUUGGCGGAACAAAGACAGAGGAAACCCCGCCCACAGAUGAAACCGGAGAAGCAGAGUCGGAGGAGCCUCCCAAACCGGAGGUGAAGGAGGUGAAGGAGGACGACGCCUUUUACUCCAAGAAGUGUAAACUCUUCUAUAAGAAGGAGUCGGAGUUCAAGGAGAAGGGCGUGGGAACGCUGCACCUGAAGCGGACCGGCGAGGGGAAGACCCAGAUGAUCAUCCGGGCCGACACCAACCUGGGUAACAUCCUGCUCAACGUCAUGGUGCACGUGUCCAUGCCCUGCACGCGUGUGGGGAAGAACAACGUGAUGGUGGUGUCCGUGCCCAACCCCCCCAUAGAUGAGAAGAACCCCGGCGCCCCCGUCCCCCUCCUGAUCCGGGUCAAAACUGCCGAGGACGCAGACGAGCUGCACAAGACGCUGGAGGAGAAGAAAGGCUGAGGCCGCCGCCGCUCGCUCACGUGCACAGAACCAUGUGUUGAUGCUGUGAAUGUUGGAGGCCCGGCCUGCUGUGACCCGGUUCUGAGGCCACUGAUUUGGUUUUACAAAUUGUUCUGCAGCUACGCGGCGUUUGUUUCCAUGUUCCCUCGUCUGGCCGCACUUCCUGUCGUCCUGUGCGGUCCGGCGGUGGCGUGGGGCGUCCUCGGCUCGGACCUCCUUUGUAAAGACUUUUCUUCAGGAAUAAACAAAUAAAUCCACAGUCCGGG
Oryzias latipes (Japanese medaka) is the source of this 2073-nucleotide messenger RNA. RefSeq names its product nucleoporin 50 (gene nup50). The record is from RefSeq and is a predicted model, not a curated record. Gene Ontology annotation, cellular component: nuclear pore. NCBI's taxonomy places the organism in Eukaryota, Metazoa, Chordata, Actinopteri, Beloniformes, Adrianichthyidae. Gene Ontology annotation, biological process: protein import into nucleus.